AUGAAGAUGGUCUUGGCGCUGCUUCUGCUGAGCACCCUCCUGGGUACCCUGGCGGUGCCUUCCCGGCGUCCCUCUUGUUACAAGAGGGCCCUGAAAGACCACAGCUGUCACAACAUCCCUGAAGGCAUGGAGAAUCUUCGACAAAUUGAUGAUGGUCUGCAAGAUCACUUUUGGGAAGGGAAGGGCUGUGAGGUGAUUUGCUACUGCAACUUGAAUGAAUUGCUCUGCUGCCCAAAGGGUAUUUUCUUUGGACCAAAGAUAUCUUUUGUGAUCCCCUGCAACAGUCGGUGAUGGACAUCAAGUCUGCCAGUGAAGACAACAGACAUCGUUCUACAAUCACAUGGUAUAUGCUUUCCAAGAGGAAAAACAAACCCACCACCACCAACAAAAACUUCCUUUCUAAUCACAGGACCACACCUCUUUUCACACCGUAAAAAGUUUCCUUUCUAUACCUUUUUGGAAUCUCAAAUACUUAAGAAAUUCUACUUUCAAAUUUAGUAGCUGACUAUUUCCAUCAUGGUGUAGACUACUGUACAAGCUCUUAAUGCAUCCUAAUAUGCAUCCCCCAGCAAAAAGCCUAACUGUCACUCAGCACAACAUUCUCAGCUAGUCUGGAUGAAGAAACUCCAAGCCUAAGCCUUCACGUCGUAGCAACCUAGAGCAGUGCUGCUUCCUAUCACGUUACUGCCAUCAUACAGCUAAUGUUUUAAGCUGAAGCUGCUUGUCCCUGGCACUUCUGCAGACAGAAGUGCCAGGGACAAGCUCUCAUGUUCUAUUGAGGUAUCUUAAAAAACAUGCACAUAAAAAAGACAGACUUUCACUAUUUGCAUUUGAAAAUUCCACUGGGAAAAAAAAAUAGGUAAAACUCACAUUAAUAAUACUAAGGCACACUGUGGUCUUAAUUAUGUCUGACUGGUGACCUGCAUUAACUAUGCAAUCUGUAAAACCUGAAAUUGCUUAAUCUUAACCUUGAACAUUUAAAAUACUACAACAGUUACAAUAGGAUUUUUUUUUCAUUCAUUCAAAAAGACAUCUAAAGAGGAUGGGACUGAUGCAAGGUCUGUUAAAGCAACGUAAAAAUCCACACUUAAGCAGCUUUUUUUUAAUCAAGCCUUGUUUGAAAUACAGUACCCCAUAAUUAAGUUAAAAUGCUGGCUUUUUAUUUUUAGGCUAGCCCUGUAAGGAAAUAGCUAGGAAACUGAGGACAAAGAGGUAUCUCAAAACGUUAGAAGUAAUUGCCUUUAUGUUUAAGGGGUAUCUUAAUCCAGACUGUAGAUACAUGGUCACCUCAACACCUGCCAAUACCAAACACAGUGCAAGAGAAAAACAGCCAAAAAUUUAUGCCGUUAAGUUUAACAAAAGCCCUUGAACUUAAGGCUUAUUGUCUUACAUAUAAAAAAACCUCUGUAGCUGUCAAGUCAGCCACAUGUAAGUGUGUAGUACUGAUGUAACUAUUGAGCCUUUUCCACUCAGAAAGUAUACUGUUCAUCUAAUAAUCUAACACCGCUAUACCACAAAAACUGCUACCACCGGUUUACCAGUUUUAUUUCACAUUCAGUAUGAGGUAUCACAAUGACUGUUUUUCUUCCUCUGUUAGUAAACAAGCAUUGGUUACUUAUUAUACAUAGCUAAUAAUAAAUGUUUCAAGUAAAUCUGCAUGUACUUUUUUUGCCAAGUAAUUUUUUAGGCUACUGACUGUUAACACCAGGCUUUUUAAGCUUGGUUUAUAUAGUAAUUAUUCCUGAGUCAUUUGGGCUUUCUACCAAAUCAUCAAUUAUGGGUAAAAAAACACCCCAUAAAUCUGGCAACCCACAGUCAAAAGUAUCCAAAGACAGUGCUCUGCUAAGGAAACAUAUGGUAUCUGCUCUUGUGCAAAGCCCUCUGUAAGCUGCUAGCAAUAAUAAGGGCACGUAACUUCUGUUGCUUGUACCAUCUAGUUUCUACAUGAAUCAUGUUGCAUAUGCCUGGCAUUCACACUCUCCAAAGCAGCAGUAGCAAAAAAAUUUAAGGCAGAUGCAAAUCUGGGUAGUAAAGUUGGAAAAUGCUUUUCAGUUACUUUCCUUCCACAGCUCCUGGAAAAUCCAUAAUCCACUGGAGCAAAAAUUUCGCCACUUUCCACACGCAGAAGGACAGUGUCACAUAGGCUACUACUUUAAUAAUAGUUUCCCAUAAAAACUUGCUUUUGUUUCUCUGCCAGGCCUAGGUGAGAACAUUGGCCACGCACUCAGAGCAAGAGCCUUUAUCCUUCGGAUGCCCCAUCCCUGACCAGGUUCCCUGGCUGUUCACGCAACAAGUACUUUGAAACCAACAAGCUGAAUGUGUGCAAAGGGUAUUUAGCAAACCACAGUCACUGUAGUGAAAUCGGCACUAAAACACCUCUUUGGAGGAUUACCAAUUUUAGCUGCCACUAGCUAGAUAUCACUAACUGCCUUGAACUUAGGCCAACACCGCAUAAGUUUAUUGUGGAAAUACAUGACAAUGCAAGUGAAAAAUCAGGCCACCGAGAGCUACUGGGAAUGCAGCCAGUUUGAGGUUAGGGUUUAUC
Falco peregrinus (peregrine falcon) is the source of this 2545-nucleotide messenger RNA. It is a transcript of the gene SCRG1, whose product is annotated as stimulator of chondrogenesis 1. The transcript has 2 exons. The record is from RefSeq and is a predicted model, not a curated record. Lineage: Eukaryota; Metazoa; Chordata; Aves; Falconiformes; Falconidae. Bases 1 to 291 code for a protein of 96 amino acids.